AUGGUUUUGUUGUGCAAGAGUUUCGACCCUGGUGGUGGAUCUGUGGUCUGCCCUUGGUGGAGAUGUAGAUUGCACCACCGAGGAGUCUUGCUUUCAGUGGUGGUCAAUCGUGAUCUGGCCUUGCUGGAGAUUUGUAGAUUGAACCGGCCAGGAACAAAGAGGCACCAAGCAAAGCCUAAAAGCAGAAAUGAGAAUAUAAUUGAGGAGAGCAAUGUUACCACCAAUAUUGGUCACAAUGCCAUUGGCUGCAAGAGACCAAAAAGAGAAGUUGCCCGUUCGAAUUUCAGUGAGAAGGCAUUUGACUUAUCUGAAGAAGAUUCACUUGUCACACCCAAGGAAAUCAGAAUUGAGGAGGAAACAGAGGCAGUUAGGUACAAGUUACGCCAACCAACGAAGCAGUAUGCGCCAUGGUGUGACACUGUCCUUAAAACAGCAAGACUGGCUGUUAGUGUCAUUGCCAUUUUAAAAGAACAAACUCGUGCUUCAAAACUUUCUUUCGCUGAUGUUACCAAGAGAGUAGCAGAAUUUGAGAGAGGGCACCAUGCAUUCAUUUCAAAAGAUGCAACACUUGUUGAAAGAUAUGUUGUGGUGCAUGGACAGAUAAUCCUUCAACAGUUCGCAAAUUAUCCAGAUGAGUACAUUCGACGGUGCGCCUUCAUCACAGGCCUUGUCAAGAAGAUGGAAGAAAGAGGUCACACGAAGCUAGCAAUGAAGAAGAAAUCUCAAGUUGUGAGAGGAGGGAAUCUGAACCCAAUUGCAAAAAUGACCCCAGUAUCAAAACGAAAUCUUAUGCGUGCGACAACCACAAAGUUGGUCAGCAGGAUAUGGGGUGAUUACUAUACAACCCAUUUCCCAGAGGAUUCAAAGGAGGGGGGUGAGAAUGAUGAGCAAAAGGUAUUUGAGGAGGAACAGGAAGAAAAUGAAGAAGAUGAUGCUGAAGGAGAGGUUGAAGUUGGCGAGGAACAUGUUUCGAGGACCUUGCCACCAACAAGGUCUAGAGUGACAUCAUUAGAUGUUUGUGAAGAAAUAAAAUGGGAAGGUCAAAUGGUUGGAAAAACACCUGCUGGAGAAGCUCUGUACAGAAGUGUUAGAGUUGGAGAUCUAAGUAUUCCUGUUGGUGGGGCAGUCACAUUGGAAGGUGAUUCAGGAGAAGCCAUUAUGUGUUCUGUUGAGUAUAUGUAUGAGACACAUGAUGGCACACAAAUGAUUAAUGGAAGAGUUCUGCAAAAUGGUUCGGACACUGUCCUCGGCAACGCCACAAACGAAAGAGAGGUGUUCUUUACCAAUGACUGUUUACAGUUCAAAGUAGGUGACAUGAGAGAAUCAGUUACUGUCAACUUCCAGCUAAUUCCCUGGGGUCACAAGUGCAGAAAAGACCAGUUGGAAGCUAUUAGGGCGGAGAAGGCCAAUGCAGAGGAUAGGAAGAAGAAAGGUUUGCCGGUGGAGUAUAUCUGCAAAAGCCUAUACUGUCCUGAGAAAGGUGCCUUUUUCUCCCUCCCUUAUGAGAAAAUGGGUAAUGGAACUGGCACUUGUAGUUCCUGUGAGGAGCGAGUAGCGGUUGGUGAUGAAUUCAAAAUACUGUCAGAGACCAGCUUUGUCCUCAAGAAUGUCACAUACAAUGUUCAUGACUUCCUGUAUAUCAGGCCCGAGUUUUUCCCUCGAGUCGAGGGCCGUGGGACCUACCGGGCUGGAAGAAAUGUGGGCCUGAAGCCCUAUGUGGUAUGUUGUUUGCAGAGUGUCAAUGGUGCUUCAAGGUCUCAUAAAGCUAAUCUGAAAUCAACAAAAGUCAGUGUAAGAAGGCUAUACAGACCUGAUGAUAUUUCAUCGGAUAAAGCUUACUCUUCAGAUAUCAGAGAGGUGUACUACAGUGAAAAUAUAGUUAGUGUGCCUGUUGCGAUGAUAGAGGGAAAAUGUGAGGUUACAGCAAAGGAUGACCUUCCAAAUUCAAAUCUUCCAGUAGUAGUUGAGCACGCCUUUUACUGUGAACAUUUAUAUGAUCCUGGCACUGGAGCUCUCAAGCAGCUACCGACCAAUGUUAAGCUCACCCUGGCAAGGAAGGCGCCUGCUUCGAGAAAGAAUAAAGGGAAGCAGAUUUGUGACGAUGAGCAAGCCGGUUCGGAUAAACACAAGGAUGAAACACCAGAGAACUGUCUUUCAACCCUUGAUAUUUUUGCUGGCUGUGGAGGUUUGUCUGAAGGGCUGCACCUAGCUGGCGCUUCACGUACAAAAUGGGCAAUCGAAUAUGAAGAACCUGCUGGGCAAGCAUUUCUUCAAAAUCAUCCUGAAGCAGCAGUGUUUGUGGAGAACUGCAAUGUGAUUCUGAAGGCGAUAAUGGAUAAGUGUGGCGAUGUUGAUGACUGCGUCUCCACUUCAGAGGCUUCUGCGGGAGCAGCAAAACUUUCAGAUGAGAAGGUUAAGAAUCUCCCUGUGCCCGGUGAAGUAGAAUUCAUCAAUGGUGGCCCUCCAUGCCAGGGGUUCUCCUGGAUGAACAGAUUCAAGCAGAGCCCAUGGAGCAAGGUUCAGUGCGAGAUGAUUCCAGCAUUCCUGUCCUUCGCAGAGUAUUUCCGGCCUAGGUUCUUCCUUUUAGAAAACGUCAGGAACUUUGUUUCGUUUAACAAGGGCCAGACAUUCAGACUAACACUAGCAUCGCUCCUGGAGAUGGGGUACCAGGUUCGAUUCGGCAUUCUAGAGGCAGGUGCUUAUGGUGUCACGCAGUCCAGGAAAAGGGCGUUCAUCUGGGCCGCCGCGCAUGGGGAGACUCUUCCUGACUGGCCUGAACCAAUGCAUGUCUUCGCUAGCCCUGAGCUGAAAAUAAACCUGCCAGGAGGUAAAUACUAUGCUGCUGCCAGGAGCACAGCUGGAGGAGCUCCUUUCCGCUCUAUAACAGUCAGGGAUACAAUCGGCGAUCUACCACCGGUGGUGAAUGGCGCCAGCAACCCAACAAUAGAGUACGGAGGCGAGCCCAUCUCCUGGUUCCAGAAGAAGAUUCGAGGCGAUACGCUUUCGCUGAGUGACCACAUAUCCAAAAAGAUGAACGAGGUGAAUCUCAUUAGGUGCAAGCACAUCCCAAAGCGCCCUGGCUGUGAUUGGCAUGACCUGCCAGAUGAGAAGGUGAAGCUAUCCACAGGGAAAACGGUGGAUCUGAUCCCUAAGUACUUGCUCAACACAGCCAAGAGGAACAAUCAGUGGAAAGGCCUGUAUGGGAGGCUGGACUGGGAGGGCAACUUCCCCACAUCAGUGACAUAUCCCCAGCCAAUGGGCAGGGUCGGCAUGUGCUUCCACCCUGAUCAGGACAGGAUCAUCACUGUUCGUGAAUGUGCGCGAUCCCAGGGCUUCCCUGAUGGCUACCAUUUCGUUGGCAACAUCCGGAGCAAGCACAGGCAGAUCGGGAAUGCGGUACCACCUCCCCUUGCAUACGCGCUAGGGAGGAAGCUCAAGCAAGCCAUCGAUGCCAAGCCGCUUAAGUUAACUGAAGACAUGGUCCAAGUGGGACUUAAUUUAUCACUGGGCCCUAUAUAAAUUCUGGGAACAGUUGACUCUGAAGUUACUACAGGCUGGUCACAUGAAUCUUUAUGUGCAUCUGUUGUAAGGAGGAUUAAAAACAUCAGGAUGUUGGUGGAGGGAACAUGCUCUUAGGAGUGGGGGCAUAAUCUUUAGUAAACAGAGGGAACAUACUCUUGGAAUUGGGGGCAUAAUCCUAGUAAACAGCAACUGUAAAACAAUACCAAGAGGUUUAUAUGAUUGAAUAAAUGAA
Triticum urartu is the source of this 3754-nucleotide messenger RNA. The record is from RefSeq and is a predicted model, not a curated record. Lineage: Eukaryota; Viridiplantae; Streptophyta; Magnoliopsida; Poales; Poaceae.